Messenger RNA from Dissoconium aciculare CBS 342.82, 963 nucleotides. RefSeq lists its product as uncharacterized. Bases 91 to 783 code for a protein of 230 amino acids. The transcript has a single exon. Lineage: Eukaryota; Fungi; Ascomycota; Dothideomycetes; Mycosphaerellales; Dissoconiaceae. The record is from RefSeq and is a predicted model, not a curated record.
AUUCCAGUCCCUUCUCUAUCGUCCGCUCGCUCAAGUUCCUUCGCUCAUCAUUUUCCCGUCUUUCUCAAUCGGUUCCUAAGAGACUUCAAGAUGCAACCUACUUCCUCGCGUUCGAGCCUCAAGGCGCUCGCCGUUGCCUUUCUGUCGCUCUCGAGCUUUGCCUUCGCGGCGCCCGUUUCCCGCAAUAGUCACGGUCUGAACCGUCGUGAAGACUGCGAAUACGGCGAUCAGCUGACCGUCGACGAUUAUGUUGGUUACCUCCGCGAGUACUACACCAACACCGACAAGUACGUCUUGUACAGUGGUGGUUCAAAAGACCAAGCCAUCAACUUUGUCGACCUCAACACCGACUACAAGUUCUACAAUGACUUCUUCGACUCCACCAGGAGCGAGCACUACCUGACCAAGUGGCCACAAGACGAGAAUGGCUGCUAUCGCCCUGACGAUGCUGAUGCAUCUUCGGCCGCCAUCGGUAUAGUCGCCACUGGUGAUAUCCGAGUGUUCGGAGGCGUCGAAUGGCAGUCAAAGGGAGCUACAUCUUGGUUCGCGACGAAGGAGAUUCCCGCGAUCCGAGACUCCAUCAACGGAGGAACGUUGAACAAGAUUCUGCACAUGGUCGGAGGCGCUACCGGCGUUGACGACGUAUUGGCGGAAGAGAACGCUAAUGGCGACAUUACCUUUGUUAACGGUCACAGCGACACUGAGACGAAUGCGACCGGCACCUUUGGCGAUUGCUCUUCUACCGAGGAUGCGCCCACCUGCGACAACCCCAGCCAGCAGUAAUUGCGUGAAUUGCUCGAAAUUGGGGAUCUGUCGCCAAUUUUUGGGAAAUCACAUGAGAGUCAGUGAUAGAAGGUGGAGAAGAUCGCUGAUCUGUGACGGGCGAAGGGUGGGAAUGAGUCUAAAGUCGGGACUAGUCAAUGAUUUGAUCCAAGCUUAAAUCGCAAAUAGCAUCACCUAGCG